This is a messenger RNA of Coniosporium apollinis CBS 100218, 3615 nucleotides long. RefSeq lists its product as uncharacterized. The transcript has 3 exons. Bases 1 to 3615 code for a protein of 1204 amino acids. Gene Ontology annotation, cellular component: nucleus. Gene Ontology annotation, biological process: positive regulation of transcription by RNA polymerase II. Gene Ontology annotation, molecular function: ATP-dependent chromatin remodeler activity; DNA binding; ATP binding. The record is from RefSeq and is a predicted model, not a curated record. Lineage: Eukaryota; Fungi; Ascomycota; Dothideomycetes.
AUGGAACGGCCAGCGCUCGUUCUGGGCUCACCGUUGCCCGAAACACCUCCUAAGCGGCAGACGGCCUCGCGGCUCCUGGCCCAAUUCGGGUCACAACGAUCACCCACCUCAGUCACGCAGCUACGCCGAUCUUCGACCAACAUGACGCUUCCAACUCACGGUCUCCGCGAUCGUCCUCCCAUUUCGUAUGCGAUCUCUGACGGUUCAGACGAGUCUCGUUCGCCUUCGGUGUCCUCGGUAUUCACAAGUCCUGAAAAAGCACAGGUUAUUGACAGCCAGAGUAGCGAGGAUGAGGCGGACACCAUGGAAGAGAAGGAGCGCGCAGUAGCAGGAGGUCGUACACUGCGACCAACGUCAGUUUUGUCUGCUACAAGCAGAGCGCUCGGCACGGCAACUCAUCGCGCAAGCCGUAACUCUUCAGCCAGUAUCAAGAAGGGUAGCAAGAAGACAAACAAGAUUUUGAUUUCCGAUACCCUUCUUCCAUCGAAGACGACUGCAGGUCACAAGGUUGAGACGGCCCGGCAGAGGAUCCGCACCGACAUUGCGGCUGGUACCAAAAUCAAGCAGGAGAGGUUUCUCAUCGCGAAGAAGAACUACUUCCUACCACUCCUCCCCACACAGAACUAUGUUCAGAAGCUGGUGAACAGCCGCGAGGGUGUCGAACCUCAGGUUGUCCCCUACGAAGCACUGGAGCACCAGCCGAAGGGUGUCAUAGCAACAAUGAAGCCUUAUCAGCUCAGCGGUCUGUCGUUCCUGCUUUAUCUCCAUGAGAACGGCAUGUCGGGCAUGCUCGGCGAUGAGAUGGGCUUGGGGAAGACACUUCAGACGCUCUCACUAUUCCAGUACUUGAAAGAACGGAAACACGUGACCUCAUCUGCGGAGUCUCGACCAUUCCUCGUCGUCUGCCCUCUGAGUGUUCUCAGCUCGUGGAUGGCGGAAGCGCGGAAGUGGACGCCAGGUCUGAAGGUUUUGAGGUUCCACGGUCCAGUCAGUGAGCGCAAGCAUCUCAAGAAGGUCGCUUCAGGUCAAGAGGACCGAUAUGGCAACACUCUCGAUCGUACGAAGAAGCGCACCACUUCGAGCAAGCCAGUAAUGGACUUUGUUGAGACCGAUAUUGCUGCCGGCGGUUAUGACUUGAUCGUAACGACGUACGAAACAUUUCAGGCGGAACAGGGAUGGUUCAAGACGGCUUUUGUCUGGCGAUACGUCGUGCUCGAUGAAGGCCAUAAGAUCAAGAAUAACAUGACCGAUAUUUCGCGGGCAUUGCAAGGCCUGCAAGCCGAGUACCGCCUCAUUCUAACCGGCACUCCGCUUCAAAACAACCUUCUCGAACUGUGGGCUAUUCUGCAUUGGAUGUAUCCUCAGGUCUUCUCCGAGCAAAGUGCCGAGCUCUUCAAGUCUUCAUUCGACCUUACACGUGGCAAGGUCAACACCACCGUCAUGGAUGAUGCUCGCCGUCUACUGGAGUUGAUUAUGCUUCGGAGGACAAAAACGAGCCCUGGUGUCGACUUGAACCUGCCUCCAAAGGAAGAAGUCCUGCUGUACGUGCCGCUGACGCCUAUGCAAAGGUUUUGGUACACAAGACUCCUCACCAAAGCCGACAGCCGUCUAGUCGACGAGCUUUUUCAGGACGUUAAGGGUAAAGAGGUCAACGCGCUCAAAGCCGAGGCUGAGGAGGACGCGGCUCUGGCGAAGCUCCAGUCGAUGCACCCUAGCCAAGAAGGUUCUAACGAGUGGCACGAAAGCAAGGAGAUUAUACGCCAAGCUUUGGAGGAGGAACAGAGCACCAUUGCCACCAACAAAUCCGCAUGGCGGAAGUUGAUGAAUCUAGUCAUGCAGCUGCGCAAGUGUUGUAACCAUCCGUACUUGCUACCAAAUGCGGCACCGGUUCCUUACCUUGUUGGUGAGCAUGUCGUCCUCGCUUCGGGCAAGUUCGUCGUUCUACGAAAGAUUCUCCAGGACUUGAUCGUGGAAAAGCGCAAGAAAGUGUUGAUCUUCUCUGGCUUCACCGGCAUGCUCGAUUGCACUGAGGAUCUCUUGGCUCUGAUUGGGGGUAAUGGUAGCGACUUUCGUUACUUGCGCCUUGAUGGCCAGACGGGACGCGCAAGGAGAAAUCUUGCUAUUCGGAUGUUUAAUGACCGCUCCUCUGAAUACAAGACCAUGUUGAUCUCGACCAGGGCCGGAGGGCUCGGCAUCAAUCUCGCGUCCGCCACAGAUGUCAUCUUUUUAGACGAAGACUGGAACCCCCAGAUCAUGCUCCAGGCCGAGGCUCGCGCGCACCGUAUCGGCCAAACUCAACCAGUCACUGUGUAUAAGCUCUGCACGCAAGGCACUGUCGAGGAGCAAAUGAUGGGUCGUAUUAGGAAGAAGCUGUACCUGUCUGCCAAGAUCACUGAGUCGAUGCAGAAUAACUAUAGCACACCCACCAAGUCAGGCAGGGGUAAGAAAGCAUCGUCUGAAGGUGUCUCGGACGACGUGCCACAACUCGGUACCACCCAGCUCAUGUCUCUGGUUCGUCGCGGAGCGCAGACCCUCUCUCACCCUGAGAUUGAUGCCACCGAGAUGCUAUCGUGGGACUUACCCACUAUUCUGGAAAAGUGCAGAGACAAGCCUAGUGAUCCUCACAUGAGUGAACAGUCAGCGUCGUCCUCUUCCGACUCUGACGAAAAGAAGUGGCUCUCAGUGAUGGAGAAAGUAGAGUGCGCUGUCUUCGAUGGGCGCAAAUAUCAGAAGCAGCUGCCAGCGGACGACAGGAUCCUCUCUUCAGAAAUCACUAGAGCAGAUCGCCGGAAGGACAAGAACACCACUGUAAUGGUCGAUGGUUUUGCCAUUAACAAGGAGAGCAUGAGAUGCGCUGACUGGGAGGCUGUGCCCACAAUGGCGGGCAAAGAUCCUCGUCUUGCUGAGCCGAAGCGUGAGAAGAAGCCUGAGAUGGUGAACCAGGAGUACUGUCAAAUGUGCUGGAAUGGUGGUACGAUAUACUGCUGCGCACGAUGUCCGCGCAGUUAUCACCAGAAUUGCCUGCCUAAAGCCUUCGAAGCCAAGAUCAAGGCCUUUGGAUCAACCUUCUGUCCGCAGCACUCCUGCUUCGACUGCGAGAAGAGCACCAGCGACGCCGGCAACCUCAUCUAUAGAUGCCGCUGGUGCGAGAAAGGUUUUUGCGAAGACUGUCUGGACUUUGACCGCGCGGAUCUAAUCGGCGAGACUCUGCCCGAAUACGAGGCCCUCGGAUUCACGAAACCGGAGAAUCAUGCCUUUUACAUCAGAUGCCACCAAUGCCGCGAAUUGCACAAAGACCCUGCCGCCCGCGCUGUCGUUGAGCAGCAAGACGCCUUCUUCCGCGCUCAGUACGCUUCGACGCACGAGCAGAGCCAGCUGCUUGCUGGUAUCACUGCGGCCGCGGCGGCCGUCCCGGCGUACACGCCGUCCGAUAGUGAAGAGCCUCCGAGCCGCGCGGAGAGCAUGACGGAGGCGACGACGGUGGAUGGAUCGAGUGUUUCUACGCCUAGGGGCUCGGAAGUUGGGCUGCCGUCCCGCAAGCGCAAGGCUGAUGUCGGCAUCGUUGACGGGAAGAGGUUUCGUUUGAAGCUGAACAUGCCGAACCUGAUGGGCUGA